Molecule: messenger RNA, 4012 nt
Organism: Caenorhabditis auriculariae
Lineage: Eukaryota; Metazoa; Nematoda; Chromadorea; Rhabditida; Rhabditidae
Source: the annotation of a GenBank genome assembly
AUGGAUCAGCUACGAUUAUUACUCCUAUUUUUCUUCUCCAUCAUCUCGACAGGUUUUUUUUUCUGAUCUCAAGUUUUGCCAGUAUCCAAAACUAUCGAGUCGAGAUUCCUAGGGAAUUUGAAAACAUUCAUGAAAAUUUCUCAAGAAAAAUUCAAGCUCCCCCGUAAAAACGAUUCACCAUCCCAUUUAAAAACGAAAAACGGCCCAGCUGCGCAGUUCAAAGCUUGCAGGUGUCCACGAGUACAAGCAUAAAAACGGACCGAAGAAAAAAAAACUUUUAUUCCUUCGCGCAAAAUUUUCCAAGACGCCAGCUGUUCUUUUUAUCUCCCAAAUUGAUGAAUGCCUUUUUUUCAUAUUUUUCGGCUGUCACGGACGGUACAUCGUAAAACAAAAAUAAGUGUCGAUGGGGCGCAAAUGACGACGGAAAUGGCUCGUUAUUUCGUGGUGGCUGUCACCUUUUCAAUGGAGGUCUAUUAAGUUUGAAGUGAAGUCAAGUGGUCAUUUGGGGAAAUCGUAUAGGAAAUUUGAGUGAAAAGAUGUUCAUUUUUCGAGUUUUUUUUCCAUAUAAAAAAAUAGAAUAAUAAAAAUUUCCAGGAACGGCUCUAAUGUGCAUUCAGUGCGGGAACAACGAAGCUUGGUAUUCUGAGGAAGAACAUGAAAGGUUGACUUUAUCAAUAAAAUCAAGAGAAACAUCAAUCAAACUUCAGAAGGAUCGAAGCCUGUCGACAUGGCCUGAUCGCCCCUACAAGAUGCAAAAACACGACGCUCACGCAUUGUAUCGUUAGUUGGUACCGGACAGGAGGAUCUAACGGUGAGCUUAUAUUUUUCAAUUUCUUUAGAUGAAUUUCGUAAAAAAUUUUCGGCCUUGAACAAAAAUAAAUGUGCGCUCUUUGGAUAACGUGAUGUAGUCCGUUUCAGAUUUUAAAUGUCUAGAAUGACGUCAUUCGAAAACGCUCUGUGAAUGGCUCGCUCUCUGAUUGGUCUACCGCGUCAUUAGGGGGCGGAGCUUGAUCGAGGACUUGACAUUUAAAAACUGAACGGACUAUAACGUGACUUCAGAAUCAAAGCCUUUUUCGAAAAUGAACUGUCGAGUCAAUUUCAGUCGAUUAUUCAUUGAGAAUUUUAAAGAAAAGACUAAAAUGUUUUGUAGUUUCAAAGUUUCAUGUAGUCAGAAAGUCAGCUGAACUUUGAAUUAUAUUCAUUUUUUUCUUAUUGAUUUUUUUUUGACACAAGCGAAGUCCAAACGACCAAAGGUCUUAAAAAAAGAAGAGCCUACAGUUCCUUUUUGAGUUUCUGAAAAUGUGUCCUUUUUUUCAUCAUUUUUUUAUUCAUCCUCAAAAGGUCCUUUUUCAAAGAAAGUCGGGAAAAAAAUGUGCCUUCGAUUUCUUUUUAAAGGCCUUUUUUUCAAAAAGUCCUUUAGGACUUUGCCCGUGGACGCUCAUUUCGAAAAAAAUUUAUAGUUAAUUUCAUAAAAUUCAACUUCUAAACAUCAUUCAAGUCGGGCUCUUUCGCAUAUUUUUCGAAACCUUCAUGUUUUGACGCCAAUUUUUCUGGCUCAACGUCCAAAAACCUCUCGAAAGCCAAGAUCAAAAUGUUCCAAUACACCUAAGUUGUGGAGGCGAGAAGCGCUUCUGGCGGCAUUCCCACGGGAACCUAAAAGGGGUUCGUGGAGAAUUCAUAAGCGGAAAGCCGCCAUUAUUCGGCCCUUUUGCCGACGACGUCAGCGGCUUUUCUUCUUCUUCUUCGUCUUCCGAAAUGACGGGUUCCAAUGUUUCGGGGUUCGCGGCACAACACAAAACUCGAUAAGUGCUUAGCCAACUGCUUCUGACUUUUUUUCCGGCUUUGCCAGGAUUUAGAUUUGGAAGGAAAGAUAAAAGGGGCGAAAAUUUUUUUGAUGGAAGUCAUUGAAAAAGGCCUUUUUUUAAGACAUAAUAAAAGAGACAAAAUAGAGGAGUUUGAAUCCAGAAAGCAGACGAGAGAAAAUGACCCCGAAGCUCAAUUAAAUGUGGACUUCAUCAUGUGAAGUGAAACUUUCAAUAUUUUUGGCUAGCUUGAAACAUUUUGGAACUGCCUGCUUAAAAUUAUGAACACUACCUGUCACUACUGGGAAAAGUUUUAGUGGCCACUAUAAAGGCUCGCCAAGGACUACUUGGAGAGGACGUUAAAUCCACCUCUAUAGUGGCCACUAACUCCCAUUUAAGCGGUCACUAUAGAGUUUCUCUAUUUAGUGGCCACUUCAGUAGUUUUUCAUCCAGUAUUCCUUCCCGUAACUCUGACAAUUUUCAAAACAAAAAGAUUGGACCAUUGACCCCUAAAGUGGCCACUAAAAUUUAUAGUGGUCUAGUAGUAGGACUUAGACCUUUAUAGUUGCAACUAAGUUUUUGUCCCUUAGGUGGCCGCUAAUUUGACUACUAUAGUGGCCAUUAAACCAUUAAAACCCUAUAGUGGCCACUAAAACGUUGAAACCCUACAGUGGCCACUAAGAAUUUUCCCAAAAUGUGGCAAACAUGAAAACACUCUUUGCUGCAGUACUUGAGCACUGCCUAGGAUUUUUGCAUUAAAAAAUAGAUUUUCAAAAAAAACAGUUAAUCUAAAUUUUAGACUCCAAAACGAACAUUUCACUUUUUCUAGGCCUAAAUUUUUUUCUUUUUUCAAGGGUCCUCACAAAAUGUGUACCUCAACUUAAACCAAUUAAACUUGGGAGUGCGAGAAUAACGCCGAUACUCUUCAAAAAGAUUGCAAAUUGGAUCUCAAUUGUGUUGGCGGACGGUGGCUCUUAUAAUAAGCACGGCCUGACCUAUUGUUCUCAUGUUAAUUGGGUUGGCCUCGGAACUUUCCGAGAAUGAACUAUAAAGAAGAAUACAUGAAUUGCAGAAAAAAUGGUGACGGAACGGAGGUGCGGGACAAGCGAGGACGAUACUGGAUGUACACUGUACAAUUCGAAAAUUAGCCGGAAGGUGAAAAAUAUUCAAAAAAAUUCAUUUAUUUAAGCCGUUUAAUAUCUUCACUUUUUCCCUCAAACUUUCCAAAUUAUCAAAAAAAAAUUUCUAAAUUGGCAUAGAAAUUAGUCAAGGUCUGAUUGAACCAAAGCAAAAAAAUUAGAAAACAUUUUUCAGGUACGACAUCUUCUGAACAGUGACAGUUCUUCGUCCUCACAGCGCAAGGAAACCGCCACAACAUUUGUUGAAGUAAUAUAAUCUAUAGAAUCAAAAUAGCAAAACAAAAACGUUGGAAAAUCAGAAAAUUGAGUGCAUCUUCUAGAUUUGAAACUAUAACCUGGAUGGUACGACAAAAUAUCAAGUCCGCAAAUCUUGAGGACCGUAAUCUUGUGUACGCAGAUCUAAAGUGCCAUAAUCUUGGAAACCAAAAUCUUGGAAACCACAAUCUUGGAAAGCAAAAAUCACCGCUUUUGCGAAUAGAUUUUAUCAGAAACUGUAUUCGGUGAUCCAAACAAGAGAAUAUGAGUAUAUAAAGUGCAAUAAAUAAGACUAAAAAGAGAUAUUUUGGCUUUCCAAGAUUGUGGUUUCCAAGAUUAUGGGACUUUAGAUCUGCGUACACAAAGAUUACGGUCCUCAAGAUUUGCGAACUUGAGGUUUUGUCGUACCAUCAUAACCUGUGUACCACGACUUGGAAUUUCACGGAACGACAUUCCGCUGUGCCGCUGCGCGCCUUUGCGAUCCUUGUUCGCGCUUUUAAUUUUUUUUUCUUUCAUCAAGAUACUCUACUUUCAUGUGCUCCCACAGCAAUAAAAAUUAAUUGAAACCGUGACCUAGAUUCAAAAAACGCUUCGCGAACGCACGCAGCGGAACAGCGGAAUGUCGUUCGGUGAAAUUUCAAGUCGUGGCACACAGACUAUACUCAAUCCUACCAAACUUUCAAGAAACCGAAACUAAUUUAUAUUUUACAGGUAUGCAGCCAAUCGUGCCCAUUUGGCGAGUGUGUGAACACAUCAACGACCAAUUCCAUCCUUUCUUCACUAAUUUCCAUGGUCUUUUUGACAUUGUUCCUCUAA